Molecule: messenger RNA, 926 nt
Organism: Papilio xuthus (Asian swallowtail)
Lineage: Eukaryota; Metazoa; Arthropoda; Insecta; Lepidoptera; Papilionidae
Product: tetra-peptide repeat homeobox protein 1-like
Exons: 4
Coding region: 79-837 (252 amino acids)
Molecular function (GO): serine-type endopeptidase inhibitor activity; protein binding
Source: RefSeq, a predicted model, not a curated record
AUGGUCAACAACGGCCAGUAUCGCCAGACAGCCGUACAAGACAGACCGAUUAUUAGAAAAAAAAUAAUUUAAAUCAAAAUGAAAAGUUUGUGUUUAUUUUUAUUAGCUGCGUUUCUUACAACUGAAGUGUUCGGAUUAAAUUUAAGAAAUAAGAGACAAGCUGAAACAAAUAACAACGACUUAGAAGAUAGAUAUGGAUUCAUGUUACCGUCGUGGUAUCCAACGCGAUUGCCACCCCAGUUGCCGAUGCCCGAUAGAAGGUUUCCUGGUCAACGACCUAAUUUCGGACAAUAUCCCGAUCCAGGAUUUUAUCCUGACCCAAGUCUAUACCCUGGUGUAGGAAUGUAUCCCUAUCCAGGAGGUUUUCCUAACCCAGGAAUGUUCCCAAAUCAACCACCUUAUCCCAACCCACAGUUUCCCGGUCAAGGACAGUUUCCAUUCCCUGGACAAAGACCUCUACCUGGCCAAAUUCCUUUCCCCGGACAAGUACCUCUCCCCGGACAAGUACCUCUCCCCGGACAAGUACCUCUACCCGGACAAGUUCCUCUCCCUGGACAAUUACCUCCUCCCGGACAAGGAACACCCAAUCCGGGACAACAGAUGACAACUCAAAACCCAAUCAAUGGGACCACAACGCCGCCGACCAGCGCCCCAAAUGUCGACGAUUGCAUUACCAACUGUCCCGUGACUGCGGAGUACAACCCUGUGUGCGGCACCAACAAUGUUACAUACCCUAACCCAGGCCGUUUGUACUGCGCUCAAGCUUGUGGAAUAAAUGUGAACUUAUUGCGGUCAUCGCCGUGUCCCGCCACGACAGUCGCUCCACCUACAUCGUGAUCUAGUCCUUUAUGUUACUUUGUAAAACUAUCUCGACUUAUUUACAUAUGAUAAUGCAAUUAAUGCAAUAAAAACUCGAAUUAAAACCA